CGGUGGGAUUGCCCUGUACAGUUACAGCUGCUGAUGCUUCCAUACAACAGCACAGCCGGCUAAGGGAGAUCACUGGCAGAAGGAUACUUGCAAGUGCUUCAGGGGGGCUCUUACAGAGAGUGGUAUACAUCCGGGGGGGAUGUAAUUCAGCAGCCCAACAUGAUUCCAAGUGUUCUAGGAUGCGACAAGAUAACACUGUAGCAAGGACUGGUAACAUUGUAGCAGGAUAACACAGUGGACCCCAUGCCUAGGAGGUUAAUAUAUACUGUAUAUAAGCUGCUUUCUGGAAGGAUCUUUGUUAUAAAUCACUGGUUCCCCUUGCUGUGAGCCUGACUGAAUGCUGAGAGAUGCUAGACAAUUGCUCCGGGCACUGUGCAAAGAAAUACCAUGGAAAAGUCAAGUAGCGAAGAUUCUUCCAUUCAUCGAAGUCCGUCUGUAGAUAGCAGAGACUCGGCUAAGCCGUCCACUUCGGCCAGGGACUUUGGGAGGGGGUUCACUGCCGGAGCAUUUUAUGGUACUGCUGGAUCCCGUAGCCAGAGCCAGGCCGGCGGCAAAAGGGACAAGUACUCUGCCCCCAAAGGUGGGAAGUAUGUGGUGUUUUACCUGGAUCUAUCGUUUGUUUUCCUUCUAGAGUUUAAGAAGUGCAACAUGGCGCGAGGCUGCCUCUGCUGCUUGAAAUACAUGAUGUUCCUCUUCAACUUGAUAUUUUGGCUGUGUGGCUGUGGAUUAUUAGGAGUGGGAAUAUGGCUGUCUGUUUCGCAAGGAAAUUUUGCAACGUUUUCUCCCAGCUUCCCUUCACUCUCAGCUGCUAACCUGGUCAUUGCCAUCGGAACAAUCGUAAUGGUGACUGGCUUUCUUGGCUGUUUAGGUGCUAUCAAGGAAAACAAGUGCCUCCUUUUAAGUUUUUUCAUCAUCCUGCUGAUUAUUCUUUUAGCAGAACUGAUCCUGCUGAUCCUGUUCUUUGUGUAUAUGGACAAGGUCAAUGAGAAUGCCAAGCAGGAUUUGAAAGACGGCUUAUUGCUCUACAAUACAGAAAAUAAUGUGGGGCUGAAGAACGCGUGGAACAUAAUUCAGGCAGAAAUGCACUGCUGCGGAGUUACAGAUUAUACUGAUUGGUAUCCAGUGUUGGGGGAAAACACAGUUCCCGAUCGAUGCUGUAUGGAAAAUUCCCAGGACUGUGGUCAUAAUUCCACCAGUUUAGUUUGGAAAACGGGUUGCUAUGAGAAAGUGAAAAUGUGGUUUGAUGAUAACAAGCAUGUUCUUGGCACCAUUGGGAUGUGCAUCCUCAUAAUCCAGAUACUUGGCAUGGCCUUCUCCAUGACACUCUUCCAGCAAAUACACAGGACUGGUAAAAAAUAUGAUGCCUAAAACUAUAUUAGGACAUUUGUAUCAACACACACCUUGCCAUAAAGAAGGACAAAAUGAAAAAAAAACAAGAAUUAGGCAAAAACCACCACCUCACUUUUUCUGCUUCGCUGUAACAUGACUGGAUUACAGUCUGAAAUUGUUCCUUGACUUAACGUUUUUUCGCAUACUGCAUUUUGCUAUUAAUUUGCCAAAGAAGAAUCUGCGUUCUACAUAGAUGCUCCCUAACAACUCUUCUCGGACUCAAAUGAAAGUGCUUCGCUUACUAAUAUACUUAAGACUCCUACCAAUACAGAACAGAUGAGCUUGUGCUUGCAGGACAUUUCUGGAAAGGUCUUUAAAAGAGGAAAAGUUGUGUUGGAACUGCUGAGAAUACACAGGAAGCCAAUGAGAAAGCAGAAGAGAAGCCAGUCUGCAUGGAAUCUAUGACAUUUUUGUACCUUAUAGAAACUGUUUUGUUACCAACUUAGACUAGAAUGAGUAUUUUCCUUUCUAUGUUUUUAAAGUUUUUUGUUUCGUUUUACGCACAUUUCCUUCAAUCCCACCCCCAAACUGUGUGAUUUUUAAAGGAUGGAAGGGGAUACAAAAAAAAAAAAACCACAAAGAUGAUAGAUCUUAGGAUGUAUAAUGCAAAGGGAGGAUAAAGAGCAAUUGAUAAACUAUUUUCACGUGAUUCUGCUCCCCAGCUGUGUUCUUUUACUACAGUAUUGUGUUUGCACAGAGAAACUAAUAUUAUUUUCAGGCAAUUGGAAGUAUACUAAAGAAAAUAUUAUAUUUUUCUUAUCUGUGAUUAGACUGGAACAAAUACAUAAAUUCAAAAUAGCUUCAAUUGUUCUACAUUUUCACGCAGCAAUGUAUUUAUAUUUUUUUAAAGGAAAUGUAUAUGCAACUGCUCAAGCACGGGGUACCCAAAAGUUGCUUGAUUACACUCCCAGCAUACUCCAGUUUAUUGUAAAAUUUGUAAAAAGUUGGGUGAUGUAGUCAUGUGACAUCAGGGAUGAAUUUCAAACCCUACACUUUAUGAUAAGACUUUUCCCCAACUCUUCAGGGCCUGGACCAUUCCUGGCCUGUGUAAACCCAGCACUAUAUCUUCCUUCUGGUGUUUAAUUACAGUGCAUGGUGAUCUUCCUAUGAUAGACAACAGCAGGAUGACAUAGUGCUAGACUGGAGGGUUCCUAGUUUGGAAAGCGGGGGAGUUCCAUAAGUAGAGUUUUAUGGAAGGUUUACAUUUUUAAAGGUAUUUAAGGCAAUGUGCACAGAUCUUCCAUUGAUGCUGGUUGCAUCAUAUAAUAUGGAGAAAAACGUAUUCUUAAAUCUGAAAUGCAAGUUAUAAAGUGUUUUAAGGGAGAGCGAAAUACUUGAUUUGAGUUUCUUGUGGGAUUAUUUCAACUAAAAGUAUGAUGUUUGCAAUCUAAAGUCUGCCUACUUACCAGAAACAAAAUGAGAUGAAUCCAUCUUGACCAUAGACUGGGUAUGUAUUUUGUAACAAAGGUUUUCACAGUAGGCCUUGCAAUAUGGGACUGGAAAUGAAGUAAUGUUGCACAGAGAGUCAUUUUGCUUGUUGAGUAGGUAAAGAGAAAUUUGUAAACAAGACCUAAGAUCUUGGGAAUGGAAAGUUUCUACUGUUGCUGCAGUUUUGGUCAUCUAAAGCCUUAUCACCUUCUUUCCUUAUAAUAUCCACCCUUGUAAUAAUGUGCUGUUUACCUUUUUAUUUACUUGUUGACUGAUUUCGCUACCAGCCAGCUCUAUCCAGUAGCUGAGUGUAAAGUGGCUUAUGGUUGCCACAUAUUUUGGGACUGCAAGUUCAUUUUAUGGGUGAAAAAACCCGUUGCAUUAAGGGAAACUAUAAUAUACAAACUGCCACUUGAUAUAAAGACAACAAGGAUGCCCAUCAAUUAUGAAAACAUGUUUUUUUUUUGGAUAGUGGCAACAUAUUUGUGAUAUAGUUUUUAUUUAGGGAUGUGAAAUGUUAACAGAGCAAUGAACAAACCUGUAUCUUUGCACAUAUUAUUCUUACAUACAUAAACCACAUACAGUAUAUUUUCUGGACAUUCCUUCUAGAAGCUUAAGCACAUACCUCUAGUUUCAAUGCUGCUCUUUUUUUUAUAGUGCCCACUGUUUAGUAUCCGACAAGGGCAUAUGUUACACGUAAUGAACAACAAAGCAAAGGGAAACAGGUAAUGCAUGGUAUUGAGGAUUUCAUUAUAUUGACUUGGCAGCCAUACCAACAUUACAUUCAGUAAUAAAUUGUAAGAACCCUGAAAACUUGGUGGCAUUACAUUAUUUGAGAAUUAGUAAUGGGAAGCUACAGUAUUGGUACUAUAUGUUCCUUCUACCAUCUUCAGCAACUGUCAAGAGUGAGAUUUCACUUGUAUUGGCUCAAAACCCUUCUCACCUACAAGUCCUCCCAAGUAAAUCCUUCCAAUAGUUAACAUUUAUUUGUUAGAGAAAUCACUUAAGACCUUUAUACUUAGAACAACAGGCCCCCAAAAUGGUUGGGUUUCAGUGUGUCUGCUAAAUCAGAUAAUAGAUUAGAACUAGCUAGACAUCAGGUUGUUUUUAAAGGCUGCUAACCAUCACAGUCUCAAGUACAAUAUGAGAUCCAGUAGAUUCCUGGGAGAAUGUACAAAGAGGCAUUAUGAAACAAUUAGCAAACUUGGUAUUCUGCUGUUAUUGGGCAUUUGCAUUUUGCUGCAAAUCUGUGGCUCAUCCAUGAUUUAAUCCAUAAAUUUGUUUAUAAACUGGUCAACUGGUUAAGUCAGAAAAUUAGAAGUCCAUAUGAAUUGGCUUCUCUGUUGAUUGUAAGGGUUUCUUAAAACCUAUGCUAUAAUAGAGGACCCUUACCAGGAUUUGGAAAGAUAACCUAGGCAUUUCCGGUUUGAAAAAUAUAAUUAGAUUUAAACUUGGCCUGUGUUUUUUUUUUUUUAUUGGAUGGGUUUAUUUUUGUGCGUGUAUGUUUGUUUUCUUUAACAAUUGUAUACGUUAUUCUAGCAUUCCUAUGUAUUAUGUUCUGGAAAAAGCAAGAUGGGCUAAAAUGGUUUAUCACUCAAUCCCAUGCAUUGUUUGGUAGACAAUUUGUUAUUUGAAUUAUUUUAUAGACAUUAUGAGUGCUCGCUUAUUGCUGUCUCUCUCUACAUCUUGGAGGCUACCAUUAGUUAUGUUAAUAAAUAAAAUAUUAAAAUAUAUCAAUAUAUUCCACAGAAAUUUAAAGAAGAGUGUUUGUAUGGGAUAAGAUCUAUGAAUUAAAGGAAGGGGGGUGUAUGUUUUAGAUGGCUUUGUAAGCUAUGCUAAAAUUUACCUUGCUGCUGUUGUAAUAUUCACGGAUUGAUAUGUUGAAGGUUCUAGAGCUACACCAUAUCUAAAAGCACAAUCUAUCUAUCUAUCAUCUAUCUAUAAUAUGGAUUUACAUGUUUUGCAGAUAGUGAGAAUGAUUUUCCAAAUAUAACACACUGUGCAGUGCUUUUGAAGUACUUUCUAUUAAAGCAUUCCUUUGGCACUUUUUGAAGGUCUUUGGCAGACCAAGUUCGUUUCCUGCCUAGCUUAAGAUUAUGCUGUUCACCUGUGAUUAUCCCCAUUAAUAGAUAGCCCAGGCAAUAUUAUUGUCUUAUCUCAUGGGCCGAAUGAGAAAACCUUAUGGGAAGAAGGCAGGAAUGUUAUUUCCAGCGUAGGCAAUGGCCUUCCAAAUAACAGAAGGCAUCAACUCAUAGUUAAUGAUCAAAAAAUGUGGAUAGCAUUGUUCCUCAGCUGGUUAAUUUUUAUUGUGUUGGAAAGUAAACAUUGUGAUCACAGCAUUAUCUUGACAUAGCAUACAUCUAUAAUUGUAAAGAGCAUGGAUUUACCUUCAACAAUUCACUAUUAAACUGAGUUCUUGGAAUCCAUUAUUGAUUCAAACAGAGCUUCAAACUGGCUUACUAAUUAUUUGGGUAGAUUAUGCUCAGGUGACUUAUCCAUCUAUGUUGAGAUAAAUGGCUCACUGCAAAAUACCACACCAUGCCAAGAUUUUAUUUUAAAUUAAAAGAAGUGUUUGCUUCAAGAACAAGACUCCAUAUAAGAUAUCGGUUUCUAGAUAUCACAUUGGGAAGUGCAAAACUGCUAGAAAAAAUGCAUAUAUCUUAAUUUCAGUCAAAACUAUGAAACAUUUUCAUAUAUAUCCGUGACUACUGCAAAAAGCAAGAGUAAGUAAGUUGUGUUUAUGUAAAAGUAAAAAAUCAAACUGCAUAUAUCAGCCUUACUAUAUGCUAUAUUUGUACAUGAUUUGCAUGUAUUUAUAUAAAUUGUGCUAUUUUUAGCAAAUUUAUGCAUAUAGUAUCAUGGUUUACUGUGAUCGCUCAGCGAUGUGUAUGCAUUACAGGGUUUUAACACUGUAGCUCAACCAUGGUUACUUCAUUGUAUGGUGGGUUUAGAACAAAAUGGACUCAAUUUUUCUGAUGAUCAUACCCUUCUUGAAUUUGAAUUUAGUUUAUAUCUUUAAACAUUGGAAAUACCAGUUUACGUAGAAUUGGGACCACACGUGUCGGAGUUUGCAUUUCAUUUCUACAAGUGAAAAUAAGAAUUCUGAAAAUAAGCAUAUUUGCUGCUAUAAAAAAAAAAAGUUCCAACAGUUAAUUCUGGAAACCUGCUUUGAGAGAAUUUUUCUUCUCUAAAUGUACAGAUUUGGAAAUCGACAUUGAAUCUGCUCACACAUAGGGGCAGAUUUAUCAAAAUUCAAUUUGAGAUUUGAGUUUUUGUAGCAAAAAAAGGGCAAAUUCAAAUUUGCAAAACUUGAAUUUUCAAUGUUAAACUAGAAGAACUCAAAACUCGAUAAAAAAAAAAUCAGCAACUAAAAGCUGGCGAGUUUAUGUAGAAGUCAAUGGGAGUUGCAUUUUUCUAUUAGCGUUUUUUUGUGAUUAAUUUAAAACUGUGGUUGAGUUGUUUUGUUUUUUUGAAAUUUUUAAGCAAUUGAUUUCUGCUUUUUCAAGUUGUUAAAAAUAGAAAAAUACAUGAAAAUUUGAAUUUUGAUAAAUCUGCCAGAUACAAUAUAGUGAAUAUUCCUAUGUAUUGAGCUUGGUGCUGGUAUACAGAUCUGACUAUUGCUGUUGUAUCUCAUAAUUCUCGCUCACACAACUUUGUAACUAUUGUUGUGGAUGGAGUCUUGUUUUUGAAUGGUUAGAACUGGUGUUUCAAGAGAGUGGGCUUCAUGCUCUAUUCUCUCUUAAGGAGCCAACCAUUCCUAUCUGUUAUAUUUGCAGUAGUGUUUCUCCACACCUGCACUACAAGUAAAUGUAAUAAAAGUAACAUAUUUUUCACCAGUUCUUGUAACCAAUCAGUAAGUAGCAUUUUUUGGAAACAUCUAAUUGGUUGCUACAGGUAGCAAGAUCAUUGCCGCUUGUAUUACAUUACCACCAUGCCUGCUAAUUAUUCCAUAUCUGGUAGAGUCUUUUGCAUGUCAGCUAAAGAGACAAAAGGCAGUUUAAUUUGUUUUUCCUCUUUAACGUUCAUCCUUUUUAAAGUUCACACAGAAGAGUAGAUGAAUCUUAAAAUUACAUUGUGGUUGGUUUUUGUAAAGAUACAUAUUUAUGUAGGAAAAAAUGUGGAAAAAAUACAAUGUACCACGCAAUACAAUGCAAUGUACAAUGACAAUUUUAGUUUGAAUUUUUUUCUAGAAUGGUUUGCAGAAUAUUUUUUUUUCCGUCUAUUAUUGUACAGUCUUUAAAAGAAAUCUGCCAUUUUAUUAACUAGUAUUUUUGAAAAUAAGAAACAAUUAACAGUAAGUGGUUUGCAAAAUACUACAUUUUUUAUCAUAUAGGUCACAAAAACCAACCAUAAAUCUAUAAAACACAUAAAAAAAAACCAGUAAAAAUGUAAAAUGGUAAUAAAAUGUAGUUAAUGUUUUAGUUUAUUUGUUAGAAAAUAUUUUAAUCAAAAUUGCACCUUUUUUCUUUUUUAUGGUGGGUUUGGUUGUCUGUGCUAUUUUUUCCCAGAAUCUGCUUUUUUCAUUUAAAAUUACCGAUUUUUCUUUUCUAGUAUGUUUUUAAGCAGAUCAGUGUAUUUUUAGAGCACACCAUGUUCUUAUUUUUUGUAUUUAUAUUUCAAUAAGAUCUACUUUCUGUUAGAUACUUAAGGUUUAUUUUUUUUUAUGUUACUAAAUAUUUCAUUGUGCUAUCUGCACUUUCACAUUUAGAAAUUUCAGUAUAUUAGUAGAAUAAUUUAUGUAGCAUUCAAUGCAUUAGCUGAUGAAAACAUCCAUAGUAAAAAGAGAUUUAUAAUGGAAAAAUGUACCAUAGAGCAAUAUCAUAAAAUAUUAACUCCACAUGAUACGCCUGAUAUCGAAUAGGGGAAUUAUACACCUUUGUUUAACAUACAUCAGAUAAAUAGGAAUUAAAAAUGUAUUUUUGACCACAAUUACAAUGCACAUGGAGAACGAACAAUGUUUAUAUUUAAUUCCUGCCAUACAAAUACAUAUUUUAAUACAAUAAGCAUGACAAAAUAUAAGAAUCAUUUUAUACAGUAGGUGUAUCUUGCCCCUUUAAAAUAUACAUUUUUAUUUGAUUUAUUGUAUAUUCUAUUCUGUUUGUUUUUGUUGUAUUAAACAUUUAUAUUGCU
This is a messenger RNA of Xenopus tropicalis (tropical clawed frog), 7947 nucleotides long. It is a transcript of the gene tspan9, whose product is annotated as tetraspanin 9. The record is from RefSeq and is a predicted model, not a curated record. Gene Ontology annotation, cellular component: membrane. NCBI's taxonomy places the organism in Eukaryota, Metazoa, Chordata, Amphibia, Anura, Pipidae. Bases 388 to 1368 code for a protein of 326 amino acids. The transcript is spliced from 7 exons.